AGAGGAACAGCUGAUGAAGAGAACAGAGACGCUGGUUCUAAUCUUCAUAUUUUUGAGCAAUGGGUGAAACAGACUCAGAGGGGAGCGACACCCCCCACACGGCCCCCCAGCAAGAGGAGGGGGCUGAGGGUGUGGGGGCGUUGACCUUGACGACUUCUUCCUUGAGGUGGGCGAUGACCUGUGUAAGGUCAGCUGGGGUCAUGCAGUCAAUAGUGUGGCCAAGCUGGAGGACGCCCUGGAUGAUCCCUCAAUAAUGAUGUUAGAGGCGGACAUACUGCAAGGUCAUCUGGAGGUCACAAAGGAGAGUGACCCAACAUUGACCUCGACCUUAACCCCCAUCAUGGCCCACCCCCCCCUCACCACCUCUGACCUGACCUUCAAAAUGUGGCUCGAUAAGGUCAUAGCAGCCAAUCAGGCUGGAAAGAAAAAAGGAAUUAAAUUGGAUUUUAAAGAAAUUGGACCUUUGAAGGAGUGUUUGGAUUAUCUCAAGGCUCAGGGUGACAAGGUUAGCUUCCCAGUGUGGCUAAAUGCGGAUAUUCUGCCUGGGCCAUUUGACAGCACCGCCACACCUCUUCCUGCUGGCGAGUUUGUGUCUAGCUGUGUUGACAUUUUGCCACAGGCUACUCUAUUCGGCUGGACCACACACAUCCCGGAGAGCAGUGCUGGGGCGGUGACGAGCGGAUAUACCCGUGCGGAUAUUGAUCGGAUGUGUGAGGUGCUGGAUAUCCACUCGGUCACCCAGCCUGUGACCUUCCCUAUCCGUGCGGCUUUCCUCCCUCACUCCCUGGAGGCACUCGAAGCUCUGUUGGAUAAUGUCCCAGACAGCACCAUCACAAUCUGGAGCUCCGAGAAAGACCCGUUUGACCCUAUUGCUAUUGUGACCUCCCGUGACCUCUUGGGACCUGACGCUGUGUACAUUGACCUCCCCCCCUCCCAGAUGACCCAGUACCUUGAGGUCAUGGGGGGGGAGGGCCUGGGGGGGGCAGGAAAGGUCACGGCCUCCCUGUUCCCCACAAGUACCUCUGUGUUAGCAACAGUGGGUAUAGUUCUGUGUUCAGCAUUGGCAGCACUGUAUUUGCAUGAGUGAGUGUGUUUGGGGUGUUUGAGGGUGUUUGGGGUGUUUGAGGGUGUUUUGGGUGUGUUUGGGUGUUUUUGGGUGUUUUUGAGUGUGUUUUGUG
Messenger RNA from Portunus trituberculatus (swimming crab), 1178 nucleotides. Its product is annotated as protein FAM151A-like. The record is from RefSeq and is a predicted model, not a curated record. Lineage: Eukaryota; Metazoa; Arthropoda; Malacostraca; Decapoda; Portunidae.